AUGGGCUGCUCCAGCAGCGCCCUCAACAAGGCCGGCGACGGCAUCAGGCCCCGCAGCGAAGAAAGUGAGUCCUGCUUUGUCCAACCAAAACCACGUACACCGGGAAGAGAAUCUACUUUGUAUGGCAAGGUACAAAACGAAAGCCUUCCUCGACUAGAAAAGCUCAAGAUUUCAUCUGUGUCUACAGCUAAUGGUGUUAAAUCCCUCCAUGAACAGCCCCUGGCAAAGGAGGCUGCAGACCCACCAGGAUCCACAGAGGAAACUCAGCCUCUUAAGGGACUGAAGGAGUCUGGGUCACCUCAGCCAGGUGGCAAAGAUGAUACUCCAGGAGCAGGAGAAAAGAAGAAAGACGUGGAAGCAGUGACAGAGGCUCAGCCUUUUAAAGGAAACGCUGAGACCGAAGCUUUAGGAGCAGAAGCUAAGAGUCAACCUUUGAGGACAGCGGGAGAGAGGGACUCUCCUGGAGCAGUGGAAGGUACUGAGAAUCCACAAGCUGCCGGAGAGAUGACACUCCUAGGAACAGCUGAGAAAAUUCCACCUCUGGAAGCAGCUAGAGAGCUACAAUCUCAAGAAGCUAUGGGGACAGAUGAACAGUCCCAACUCCCAGUAACAGUUCCCAAGGAGACGGAAUCUCCAGAAAUAUUGGAAGGAAGUCAGCUUGUGGAAACAGCUGAAAAGCAGCAACUUCAAGAAACACUGGGAGAAGAUGACCAGUCCCAACUUCUAGAGAUGAUUCCCAGAGAGAAUGGAACACCAGAAGUAUCAGACAGAAGCCAGCUUAUGGAAACAGCUGUCAAGGAUGAUUCGCUCCAUAAAACUCCUGAAGGUCCAGGAAACAUGGAGCAGAUCCAACCUGAAAGAAUAGUUGGAAACAUGGAACAUCCAGCAGAAAUUCUAGAGACAGGGGCAAAUGUGGAAACGGUCAGGAAUAUUCAUGCUAACGAAGAGGACCAACACGUUGAAGGUGAAACAGGAGAAAAGGUUGAAACAGACGUGGAGAAAGAGAAAGUAAGUGAAGGGGCUGAAACAAAAGAAGAAGAAACGGGAGAAGCUGUGGGUCUUUCAGCAGCCCCGUAUAUAGGUAUGGUGAUGGAAGGGUGAACGGACACAGCGUAUUAUAACAGAGAAGACAGAAAGCGGCAGUGAAGUUUGU
This is a messenger RNA of Lagenorhynchus albirostris (white-beaked dolphin), 1153 nucleotides long. It is a transcript of the gene ERICH5, whose product is annotated as glutamate rich 5. The transcript is spliced from 3 exons. The record is from RefSeq and is a predicted model, not a curated record. NCBI's taxonomy places the organism in Eukaryota, Metazoa, Chordata, Mammalia, Artiodactyla, Delphinidae. The coding region runs from base 1 to 1101 and encodes 366 amino acids.